Molecule: messenger RNA, 1922 nt
Organism: Chenopodium quinoa (quinoa)
Lineage: Eukaryota; Viridiplantae; Streptophyta; Magnoliopsida; Caryophyllales; Amaranthaceae
Product: protein TOM THREE HOMOLOG 1
Exons: 11
Coding region: 510-1382 (290 amino acids)
Source: RefSeq, a predicted model, not a curated record
AGAAAUUCAAACUAAGUUUACAGUGUAAAAAGAAAGAAAAACGUGGUUUUUUCAUGGAGUAUUUAAUGUAUUUAUCAUCCCUAACUUCAACUAAUACGUGCAUUAUUUCGUCAAAAAUCCAGCUCUCUUCCACCAGGGAAAAAAAUAAUAAAAUAAAGAAAUAAUUAAAACACGAAUAUAAUAAAAAAAAUCAUAAUAAUACAAAAAUCAAUUUUUAUUUAAAAAAAUAAAAUAAAAAUAAGACGAACACAAAACAAAAACACAAGCCAAAACCAAACAACAUUCUUUUUCUCUAAUUCACGAAAUUUCCUUUCUCCUGGCUUUUUUCUUUGCAGAAAAUCAAUAAUAAAAUUACCAUCAUCAAAAAUCAGAAAAAAAUUUCUUGCCCAAAUCUUUAAUUCCCGGUAUUUUUGCCGUAAAAAAGAAGAAUUAAUUUUUUGGGGCAAAAAGUUGAAAAGGGUAGAAUCAAUUUAUAGCUGAAAUUCGAAGUUUUUAGUUUUGGGAUUUUCAUGGCGGAAACGCUGGACCCUUCGCUGGCGGUGACAGCGUUUCUUAUGAAAGACGCUUCUAAUUGGUGGAAUGAUAUCAAUGCUUCUCUUCUUUGGCAAGAUCGAAUUUUUCAUAUCUUAUCUUUUUUAUAUGGGAUUGUUUCCAUUGUUGCCCUGGUACAAUUGAUUAGAAUACAAUUGAGAGUUCCUGAGUACGGAUGGACCACUCAGAAGGUCUUUCAUUUUCUGAAUUUCCUGGUUAAUGGAGUUAGAUGUGUAGUUUUUGUGUUUCGCCGUGAUGUGCAGCGCUUGCAGCCUGAGCUUGUCCAGCAUAUCUUGCUUGAUUUGCCGAGUCUUGCAUUCUUCACUACCUAUGUACUGCUGGUCUUGUUUUGGGCAGAGAUAUACUAUCAGGCGCGUGCUGUAUCUACUGAUGGCCUCAGGCCUAGUUUCUUUACAAUUAAUGCAGUGGUCUAUACCAUUCAGAUCGCUUUGUGGUUGAUCUUGUGGUGGAAACCAAUCCCUCUUCUUGUAGUUUUGUCAAAGAUGUUUUUCGCAGGCGUGUCUUUGUUUGCAGCUCUUGGUUUUCUUCUUUAUGGAGGAAGGCUUUUCUUGAUGUUGCAACGGUUCCCUGUAGAAUCAAAAGGACGACGUAAAAAGCUUCAGGAGGUUGGCUAUGUAACCACAAUAUGUUUUACAUGUUUCCUCGUAAGAUGUGUUAUGAUGUGCUUCAAUGCUUUUGAUAAAGCCGCUGAUCUUGACGUUUUAGAUCAUCCAGUUCUCAAUUUCAUGUACUAUCUGUUGGUGGAAAUUCUACCCUCUUCUCUGGUUCUCUUUAUAUUGAGGAAGCUCCCUCCAAAGCGUGGAAUCACCCAAUAUCAUUCAAUUCGCUGAGGGUAAAUAAAGGAAAUAGAAAUGAAUAAGUAAACCUCAAGUGAUGUACUGGGAUUGAUUGUUACCCUUAUAGUCUUAUCCCCGAAAUGAAGUGCAGGAUGGCAAAAGUGAACUGUCCAAGAAGAGUUCUUCCUGUGUGUGAAUUGUCUUUGCUCAAUGCUUGUAGAUUGUUCCACUAAUCGUCUGAUUAUUAUGUGAAAUCAUGAGAGUAUAUGAUUUGAUGGAUCAUGUUCAUCUGAUUACCUCAACUUAUGUGUUACUUGUCAAAAUUAAUUCUGCCAAAUUUGAUGACAAACAGAUUCUGUGUUGACAAAGAAAUGAAAACUGGAGGAGAAAACAUAUAUUUUGGUUUUCUUCCUUCGUGUUCGGAGGACUUUUCUGUUUUUGUGUUGAAUUACAUGAUUUUAGCUAUGUAUAUGGAUAGAAGUUUUGAAUGUAAAGCUGUCAUAAUUUGGCAGCAGAGCUUGAGAAAACAGUGACAUGAGAACAAAGAUCGAAGUAUUGAAAAUUUGGGUUCUUUAAUUGAAGUUUUCUUUUCUU